This is a messenger RNA of Cygnus atratus (black swan), 2974 nucleotides long. It is a transcript of the gene MARK3, whose product is annotated as microtubule affinity regulating kinase 3. The transcript is spliced from 18 exons. Gene Ontology annotation, molecular function: ATP binding; protein serine/threonine kinase activity. NCBI's taxonomy places the organism in Eukaryota, Metazoa, Chordata, Aves, Anseriformes, Anatidae. The coding region runs from base 439 to 2700 and encodes 753 amino acids. The record is from RefSeq and is a predicted model, not a curated record. Gene Ontology annotation, biological process: protein phosphorylation; intracellular signal transduction. Gene Ontology annotation, cellular component: cytoplasm; plasma membrane.
GGGCGUUGAGGCUGGGCCGGCAUGCGAGCGGCGGCCGCGCGGUGAAGAGGGGCUGCGGGGGGGCGGAGGGUGGGGAAGGAGGAGGAGAAGGGGACCCCCCCGGCUUGCUCGGGAGCCCCCCGGCCGCCGUUUCCCCAGCGAGCCGCUGCCUCGCCUCGCCUCGUUCUUCCCGUCCCGUCCCCUCCCCGGCGCCCCAUGAGGCGCCGCCGCUGAGCCCCGCGGAGCCCGGCCCGGCCGUCGGAUGAGCCCGGGGGAGGCGGAGGAGGGGAUCCCGGGGGGGAUCUAGCUCGGCCGCCGCCACGCCGCCCCCCGGUCCUUCAUGCUGGCUGCCCGCGACCACCGGCUCCCAGCAGCAGCAGCAGCAGCAGCAGCAGAAGCCCGGCCCGGCCCCAGUGCUUGUGCGCCGCCCCGGCAGCGCUGCCGCCCGAGCCCAGGAAAAUGUCCACUCGGACCCCGCUGCCCACGGUGAACGAGCGCGACACCGAGAACCACACGUCCCAUGGAGAUGGACGGCAGGAAGUUUCCUCUCGAACUGGGCGGUCCGGAGCUCGUUGCAGGAAUUCUAUAGCUUCCUGCGCCGAUGAGCAGCCGCAUAUUGGAAAUUACAGACUCCUCAAAACGAUUGGAAAGGGGAAUUUUGCAAAAGUAAAGCUGGCAAGGCACAUCCUUACAGGCAGAGAGGUUGCCAUAAAAAUAAUUGACAAAACACAGCUGAAUCCAACUAGUCUACAAAAGCUCUUUAGAGAAGUAAGAAUAAUGAAGAUCUUAAAUCAUCCAAAUAUAGUGAAGUUAUUUGAAGUCAUUGAAACUGAAAAAACUCUCUAUUUAAUAAUGGAAUAUGCGAGUGGGGGGGAGGUGUUUGACUAUCUGGUUGCACAUGGAAGAAUGAAGGAAAAGGAGGCUAGAGCUAAAUUUAGACAGAUAGUAUCUGCAGUGCAGUAUUGCCAUCAAAAGCAUAUCGUUCAUAGAGAUCUCAAGGCUGAAAAUCUAUUACUAGAUGCAGAUAUGAACAUUAAAAUAGCUGACUUUGGUUUUAGCAAUGAGUUUACAGUUGGAAAUAAACUGGACACCUUUUGUGGCAGCCCACCAUAUGCUGCUCCAGAACUUUUUCAAGGGAAGAAAUAUGAUGGACCUGAAGUAGAUGUUUGGAGUUUAGGUGUUAUUCUUUAUACCCUUGUGAGUGGAUCUCUUCCUUUUGAUGGACAGAACUUAAAGGAACUUAGAGAAAGAGUGCUAAGGGGAAAAUACAGGAUUCCUUUCUACAUGUCCACAGACUGUGAAAACCUCCUCAAACGUUUCCUGGUGCUAAACCCAACGAAAAGAGGCACUCUAGAGCAAAUUAUGAAGGACAGGUGGAUCAAUGCAGGGCAUGAGGAGGAUGAACUCAAACCUUUUGUUGAACCAGAACUAGACAUCUCGGACCAGAAAAGAAUAGAUAUUAUGGUAGGAAUGGGAUAUUCUCAAGAAGAAAUUCAAGAAUCCCUUAGUAAAAUGAAGUAUGAUGAAAUCACAGCUACGUACUUACUGCUAGGAAGGAAAUCAUCAGAGUUGGAUGCAAGUGAUUCAAGCUCCAGCAGCAAUCUUUCACUUGCCAAAGUUAGGCCAAGUAGUGAUCUAAAUAAUAGCACUGGACAAUCUCCUCAUCACAAAGUUCAGAGAAGCAUAUCUUCUAGCCAGAAGCAGCGUCGGUACAGCGAUCACGCUGGACCAUCCAUCCCCCCAGUAGUGGCAUAUCCCAAAAGAAGCCAGACUAGCACUACAGACAGUGACCUCAAAGAGGAAGGAAUUCAAUCAAGAAAAUCUAGCAGUAGUGCUGUUGCUGGAAGAGGAAUUGCACCAGCUAGCCCAAUGCUUGGAAAUGCCAGCAAUCCAAAUAAGGCUGAUAUUCCUGAACGUAAGAAAAGUUCAGCUGUUCCUAGUAAUAAUACUGCCCCUGGAGCAAUGACACGGCGCAACACAUAUGUUUGUAGUGAAAGAACCACUGCUGAUAGGCAUUCAGUGAUACAAAAUGGCAAGGAGAACAGCACUAUUCCCGAUCAAAGAACUCCCGUUGCUUCAACUCACAGCAUAAGCAGUGCAACCACACCUGAUCGUAUUCGUUUCCCCAGAGGAACGGCUAGUCGGAGCACUUUCCACGGCCAGCUCAGAGAGCGUCGCACUGCUACCUACAACGGACCCCCGGCCUCCCCCAGUCUGUCCCACGAAGCGACGCCGCUCUCUCAGACUCGAACCAGGGGUUCCACUAAUCUAUUUAGCAAACUAACUUCGAAACUAACAAGAAGAAACAUGUCAUUCAGGUUUAUCAAAAGGCUCCCGACUGAAUAUGAGAGGAACGGGAGAUUUGAGGGCUCAAGCCGCAAUGUAGCUGUGGAUCAGAAGGAUGAAAACAAGGAAGCCAAGCCUCGCUCGCUGCGUUUUACGUGGAGCAUGAAAACCACCAGCUCCAUGGAUCCCAAUGACAUGAUGAGGGAAAUCCGAAAGGUCCUGGAUGCCAAUAAUUGUGACUAUGAACAGAGAGAGCGUUUCUUGCUUUUCUGCGUCCAUGGAGAUGGGCAUGCGGAAAACCUUGUACAGUGGGAGAUGGAGGUGUGUAAACUGCCAAGACUGUCCCUGAAUGGAGUUCGCUUUAAGCGGAUAUCGGGAACAUCCAUAGCUUUUAAAAACAUUGCUUCCAAAAUUGCCAAUGAGUUAAAGCUGUAACAAGAAAAAUAGUUAAGUUGUAAAUUAGUUAGCAAGUGUUUUUGAGAAUUCCAAUGGAAAUGUAUAGAAUAACAUUUAGGCAAUAACUUCUGCAUCCUUCUGAAUAGUGAUAUUAAAAAAAAAGCUGCUGAGCUGGGAGGGAGAGUUGGACUUUUUUAUAAGUGCACUACAGCAUUAAAGUUGCCUACUAUGUAAAAUAUUACCCCUUCUGCUUUAUUUCCAUUGCUCCUAAGUCUUUGACAACAAAUUGAAACACAGAAUAUAUUCAUUUAAA